AUGAACAAAUUUGUAUUCUCCCUCAAGCAGGCCUUGAUCUGCUUUGUCCAUAAGUCGGGGAGUCCGGUGCCAAUCUUCACCCCUAUGAUCGGGUCUUCACCGAGAAGGACGAACUCGAAGUCCCUAUCCAGAAUUGGUCGGGGGAGAUCCUACUCACUGUUGGAGGGUUCGUCUUGGUCAAAGCGAGUGUCCAACGAUAUCAAAUCGACCUUUGGAGGAGCCUUCUGCACUUCUGCCUUGAUGGGUUGUGGCUCUGACUGUUGUGGCUUUGGUCACACUAUUGCAGCUUUCUUGGCGGGCCGUUCUCCAGCAUUGAUUGUGCUUUGUCCCUUGGCCAUCACAUUGAAGCAUCUUCGGGCGGCUUCUAGGUCGCCUUGGAUGGUGGCGACACGUGCCCUCUUUGUGAAGAACUUCAUCUUCAUAUGGACGGUGGAGGGCACCGCAGUCAGCUCUGCCAGUGUCGGCCUCCUAAGGAUGCAGUUUAGUGAGAUGGGAAGUCGAUGA
Molecule: messenger RNA, 504 nt
Organism: Vicia faba (fava bean)
Lineage: Eukaryota; Viridiplantae; Streptophyta; Magnoliopsida; Fabales; Fabaceae
Source: the annotation of a GenBank genome assembly